Penicillium salamii is the source of this 1698-nucleotide messenger RNA. Lineage: Eukaryota; Fungi; Ascomycota; Eurotiomycetes; Eurotiales; Aspergillaceae. The record is from the annotation of a GenBank genome assembly.
AUGGGUCAUGUUCCUUCAGACAAGAAAACUGACGGGACUCCCCCGAUAUCAGGACCUGCGGCCGGUCAGUUACAUGGAAUCGAUAGGUCAUCGACUCACCAGUCUACAGCCUCUGCUCGACCUUCAAUCAACCGGCAGGGUUCUGGCUUUGCAGGGAAUAGAUAUGGGUCUCCCUCGCCAUUGAAUAUGGGCAACAUGUCCUACGCAUUACCUGGUCAUCCUCAGUAUGAUCAGAUUCAAUAUACACCCGGCCAGGGCAUGAUCUAUCCCAUGCCAAUGCCGUACGGUCCUAACGCUGGAAUGGCUUACGGUGUGCCAUAUCCAUAUCCUCCUUAUACCAUUUCACCAGGACCACAUUACCAGCAGUAUGGAAACCAGCCCAUGCAAAACAUCCCACAGCAUACACCGUAUCCCCAAGGCUAUAUUCCAUAUGGCAACUACCCAGUGCACCGAGGCCAGACCCACGCGCCCCCGGUCGCCCAGCCCCCAACAAACGAAUCGAAGGCAGACUCCCGCCCAGAAAACGACAGAAGAAAUACAUUGCUCGAAUACGACGUCUCCAAAACUAUCGUGGAUGGGUCCAACCCUAUGAAACUAGGGCCACGCCAACCGCUCCUCUCUGACCAUAGCUCCCCUUCCCACUCCGCCCCGUCCGCGCCCAGUACUCCCCGAGGACCACCACGAAAGCCGAAGCAGUCCGGUCAUGCUCUCUGGGUGGGCAAUCUCCCACCGGGAGCCAACGUUGUGGAUCUCAAAGAUCAUUUCUCGCAAGAUGCAACGCACGAGAUCGAAAGUGUGUUCUUGAUCUCUAAAAGCAAUUGUGCUUUUGUGAAUUACAAGUCGGCCGCAGCUUGUGUGGCAGCUUUGGACCGAUUUCACGAUUCUCGGUUCCAGGGUGUCCGCGUGGUCUGCCGGUUGCGCAAGGGAUUUACUGCCCCGGGCUCGGGGUUGGGGGUCUCUGGUUCGGUGGGCACAGCUAGCAGUAAGCUACCUCUCCAAGAGGAUGCUGCCCCUGCCAUGGCUGAUCCGGCUCCAAUCAUGGAUGAGGAGGCACCGAGGCCGGACUCGGCAGCUCCUGCGACGGGCACCCACCCCCCACCCGCUCGGGUGAUUGAUCGGUACUUUAUUGUUAAAAGCUUGGCCACAGAGGACUUGGAUCUGAGUAAAAUCAGUGGCAUUUGGGCCACACAGUCUCAUAAUGAGGCGGCGAUGAAUCAAGCUUAUGAGACUGCCGACUAUGUCUAUUUGAUCUUCUCCGCCAAUAAAUCAGGGGAAUACUUCGGAUAUGCACGCAUGAUGUCGCCCAUCAGUGACGACGAUGACCUCGCCCUCGAAAUGCCCUCUCGACCGGAUCCACCGACUCCCGAAGAUUUGGAUGUGAUUGUCACUGCCGCCACUAGCACCGCGCCUCAAGGCCGAAUCAUCGACGACACUGCCCGGGGCACCAUCUUCUGGGAGGUGGAGUCCAAUGAGGAUGACACGCACAGUGAGAAAAGCGUGGAGCCCGACGACCCAGAAGAACAGACCUUUGGAAAACCUUUCCGCAUUGAAUGGGUUUCAACGACUCGUGUGCCGUUCCAUCGAACUCGAGGCCUUCGCAACCCUUGGAAUGCCAAUCGGGAGAUCAAAAUUGCCCGGGACGGUACUGAAAUUGAGCCUACGAUUGGCCGCAAGCUGGUGCAACUUUUCCACGCUUAA